Messenger RNA from Endocarpon pusillum Z07020, 2844 nucleotides. RefSeq lists its product as uncharacterized. The transcript is spliced from 3 exons. Gene Ontology annotation, biological process: protein import into nucleus. Gene Ontology annotation, cellular component: nucleus; cytoplasm. Bases 1 to 2844 code for a protein of 947 amino acids. Gene Ontology annotation, molecular function: nuclear import signal receptor activity; small GTPase binding. NCBI's taxonomy places the organism in Eukaryota, Fungi, Ascomycota, Eurotiomycetes, Verrucariales, Verrucariaceae. The record is from RefSeq and is a predicted model, not a curated record.
AUGGCGUGGCAACCACAAGAAGAUGGGUUGAAGCAACUUGCUGAGUACUUGAGGGACUCUUUGGGUGGGUUUGAUAGACCGCGACAAAAGCAAGCAGAGAUUAUGCUAUCAAAAGCUCGGUCAUCCCCAGACUUCGUGUACUACCUCACCUACAUAUUCAGCACGUCGCAAGUUGCGCAAUUAGGAUUCGGUGGCCCAAGCCUCUUUACGAUUCGAUAUUCUGCCGCUAUCAAUCUGAAAAAUCACAUCAAGCUCUCCUACCGGUCUGUCUCCAAGCAGGCGCUUUCAUACAUAAAAUCUUCGGUGGUGCAGGCGCUUCAAGACACAAACCCACAACUUCGUGGUUUCGCUGGCACCGUUAUCACAGAAGUCGUUCAGCAAGGUGGCAUAUUAGAGUGGCCUGAGAUUCUUACGGAUCUACUCUCUUUGGUCAACAACGACAGCCAAAAUGUGCCACUCGAAGCUCAAGAAGGCGCAAUGUCAGCCCUAGCAAAGCUGUGCGAGGACAACAAGAAGCUGCUGAACAGGGAAAUGCAGGGACAGCAGCCGCUGGCUGUCCUGAUUCCGAUGCUCUUGAAAUUCACCGGUCACACUGAUUCACGUAUCCGACGGUUUGCGCUUCAGACACUAAAUAUAUUCAUUCCACAGAAGCCGAAAGUUCUAAUCUCUAUGUUGGAUUCCUACCUAGCCAAGCUAUUCCAAUUAGCGAAUGAUCCCAGCGCGGAGGUUAGACGUAUUGUCUGUCAGAGCUUAGUCCAGCUGGUCGACACGAGACCUGAUCUGUUGGCUCCACACGUGGAAGGUCUUGUGGAAUACAUAUUGACACAGCAACAGAAUCGUAAUGAUCCAGACUUGGCCUUGGAUGCUGCAGGGUUCUGGCUCAAUAUUGGAGAACUUCGACAUUCUAUGGGCCCAUAUCUGUCGAGGGUAAUACCGGUCCUCCUUCAAGGGAUGAUCUACAGUGAAGAGGAUAUUGAACGACUGGCUGGAUUGAAUGAUGAUGCAGACGAAGAGGAUAAGGUUGAAGAUGUGAAACCACAAUUUGCACAGGCCAAAUCCUCACGAAUUGCCGUAGGCUCGGCCAAAAUCAAUCAUUCAGAGGCAUCCCAUGAUCUCAACGGGCAUACCACUAUAAAUGAAGCUGCAACAAUGGAUAGCGAUUCGCUAAGUGAAGGUGAGAUUGAGGACGAAGACGAUUACGAGGAUGAGGAAGGCGAUCCAGAGGAAGAAUGGAAUUUACGCAAAUGCUCCGCAGCCGCCCUCGAUGUCUUCGCUGUUGUUUUCCAGCAACCAGUCUUCGAGAUCAUCUUACCUUACCUUAAGGAAAAUCUGUCUCACCCGUUAUGGCCAAGGCGUGAAGCUGCUGUGCUAGCUCUCGGAGCAAUCGCCGAUGGCUGUAUGGACGUUGUCUCGCCUCACCUUCCAGAGCUUGUCCCCUUUCUUAUCUCUCUACUAGCAGACCCAGAACCAGUAGUACGGCAAAUUACGUGUUGGUGUCUUGGGCGCUAUUCGGAGUGGGGAUCUCACUUGCAAGAUCCUGUUGCUCGAUCGCAAUAUUUCGAACCUAUGAUGGAAGGGCUUCUCAAGCGCAUGCUGGACAAGUCGAAGCGGGUCCAAGAGGCCGCAGCUUCCGCUUUUGCAAGUCUAGAGGAGAAGUCUGGAGAUCGCCUGAAACCAUACACACAACCCAUUCUGCGGCAAUUUGUACAGUGCUUCAACAAAUACAAGGAUAAGAACAUAUACAUCUUGUAUGACUGUGUCCAAACCUUGGCUGAUGGUGUUGGGUCUGAAAUGGCGAAGCCACAUCUAGUGGAACUUCUGAUGCCUGUCCUAAUCGGAAGAUGGAAUAAGGUUUCUGAUCAAUCCAUGGAGAUGUUCCCACUACUGGGGUGUCUGGGAUAUGUUGCAGCUGCUUAUGGCGAUGCAUUCUCGCCUUUCGCACCUACCGUCUUCGUACGAUGCAACAAGAUCAUCUACAAGAAUCUGCAAGACUACAUGGCUGCUGUGAGUGGUCAGGCGGUUGACGAACCCGACAAGGACUUCAUUGUCACAAGCCUAGAUCUGUUGAGCUCUAUCAUCCAGGCCAUCGACUCAAACAAGAGUUCUGAAUUAGUCGCGAACUCCCAGCCGCAACUUUUCGAUCUCCUUGCCUUUUGCAUGGAGGAUCCAACAAAUGAUGUUAAACAGUCUGCCUUUGCGCUGCUAGGUGACUGUGCAAUCAACAUUUACUCUCAGCUGGAACCGCAGCUACCAAAGAUUAUGCCGCUUCUGAUUCGCCAGCUGGAUCUGGACCUGAUUCAAGACGCGAAUUCGGAGGCAGGCUUCAAUGUUCUCAACAAUGCUUGUUGGGCCUGCGGAGAGAUCGGGGUCAGAGCAACUUCCAGCAUGACGCCUUAUAUCGAACCGCUGUACCAAGGCUUAAUUACGAUAGUUUCUCAUGAAGACAUUCCAGACUCGGUAAAUGAAAAUGCGUCCAUGUCGUUGGGCAGACUGGGAAUAGCUUCUGCAGAGCAACUGGCGCCGCAUCUUCCAGAAUUCGCUGAGCCCUUCUUGAGGUCAAUGGCAAAUAUCGCUCCCACCCAGGAGAAAGCCAGCGCAUUUCUUGGCUUCAGCAGGGUUAUUGAGCGCAAUCCAAGGGCCAUGGAAAACAGUCUCGGCGAAUUUUUUACUGCCAUUGCAGCUUUCCCUAAGAAAGAGGCCUCGGGUCUGGGUUUUAGGGAAGUGAGGCAGUCAUUUGGCAAUCUCAUUCAAGGAUACAAAGAGAUCAUUCCGAACUUCGAAGCCUUCCUAUCACGUCUGGCUCCCGCAGUCCAGCAGAAGCUGCGAAAUACGUACGCGUUGUGA